This is a messenger RNA of Arachis ipaensis, 1587 nucleotides long. RefSeq lists its product as uncharacterized. Gene Ontology annotation, biological process: protein transport. NCBI's taxonomy places the organism in Eukaryota, Viridiplantae, Streptophyta, Magnoliopsida, Fabales, Fabaceae. The record is from RefSeq and is a predicted model, not a curated record.
AGUUACUAUGUCUUGCAGUGUGGAUAAUGUACGGCUUAGGCAUAUUUGUGGGGUUUGGGCAGUCAGUGAAUGGAUCGGAAGUUUCAUACGAAACGUAAACUUUGCAGCACCAUCAGAGCCGUCACGUUCCCGUAUCAUAUGGGUAAGAAACUGGAUGCUCUGUUAGGUAGAAACUUUAAGGCUUCAAAGUUUACGGCAACCGUUAAUCUUGCCUUAUCUCGCCUCGCUAUCCUAAAAAACAAGCGCCAUGCACAUCUCAAACUAGCCCGUUCUGACGUUCAUCAACUUCUCCAACUUGGUCACCAUGAUCGCGCUCUCCUCCGAGCUGAGCAUGUGAUCAAGGAGCAGAAUAUGCUGGAUGUAUAUGACAAGAUUGAAGGAUACUGCAACCUCUUGUUUGAGAGGGUCCACCUCAUUGCACAAGAGAGAGAAUGUCCUGAGGAACUAAAAGAGGCUGCAUCAGGAUUACUCUACAUGGCUUCAAGGUGUGGAGAUUUACCAGAGAUUCUAGAGAUUCGUGCAAUGUUGACAUCAAGAUUUGGGAAGGAGUUUGCUGCUCGUGCUGUUGAGUUAAGAAAUAACUGUGGUGUUGAUCCUCAGUUGAUACAAAAGCUUUCCACAAGGAUGCCAAGCUUGGAAAGCAGAACGAAGGUACUCAAAGAUAUUGCUUCUGAGAACAACAUUAUUCUACUGAUUGAAGAAGUUUCUUCUGUUACAAUUGAGGAACAAGUCAAUGUUGCAAAACAAAAUCAGCAGGAGACUAGGCUAAAAGAAGAGAACCUCCACAAUUUGCUUAGUAAAGAAAAAGAUGAGGAGUCAAUUGAUUCCUUUAAGGCUAUGAAGAAGUAUAAGGAUGUAGCUGAUGCUGCAAAAGCUGCUUUUGAAUCAGCAGCACAAGCAGCCGCUGCUGCAAGAGCUGCUCUGGAACUCUCACAAUCCAGUCCUCACGGUCCUGAUGAUGAUCAUAAUAGUCCAAGCCCCGGACCAAGAAAAUUCUUGGAUGAACAAGAUUCUGAUUUUGUGGAAGUUGUCCCUCGGCUGGAAGACUCAGCUGAUGAGAUUCCAAAGGGGGAGUCCGUGUCAUUGGUUGCAGAAACUGAGGCUGAUUCACUUGUGAAGGAACUAGAAUUUGAUGAGAGUGAUGAUGAGGCUGAUAAUAAAGACAAGAGUAAUCAAACUUCUAAGCAGACACCAAGAGUAUCAAAUGAUGUUCCAGAAUCCAAGAUGCAUAGCAAACCUCAUUUGGAUUUGGAGAAGAGGCCGUUUUCAGUGAGAACUAGACAUGGUUACUGAGGAAGAAUGAGUGUACGCGUAUGCAUAAUGAGACUUUUCUUAUGAGAUUUGAGUUAUGCAGAUAGUUUGGGAUAAGUGUGUUGAUUGGUUGAACCAGUUACGUUUAUUUCACAAGUUGAGCAAGGAAAAAUUGUCUGUUUGGAUUUUGUGUAUCUAAACUAUUGAUUUGAUAUAGUAGGAGGCAUUCUCAAGGCUCGGACAUAGGAAACAGAGAAGUUCCAGUUGAUUCAUUUAACAGAAAAAAAAAAGUGUGUUGUAUUUGGCCACUAAUAUAUUUAUGAUUGCAAAAAUCUA